This is a messenger RNA of Telopea speciosissima, 3622 nucleotides long. RefSeq names its product FT-interacting protein 7-like. The record is from RefSeq and is a predicted model, not a curated record. The transcript is spliced from 2 exons. Lineage: Eukaryota; Viridiplantae; Streptophyta; Magnoliopsida; Proteales; Proteaceae. The coding region runs from base 435 to 3461 and encodes 1008 amino acids.
GACUCUCUGCAUCUCUCUGCUGCGAACCAUUCAAGGAAGCUUUUUGUAGGGUUCAUUUUUUGUUUGUUUCUCUAUCUUUCUCUCUCUCUCUCUUCCUUUUUCCCUCCUUCUCUAUGGCUCUCUCUACGCGCUUAGGCCUGGGACCAUAAAUCGACAGCUCGUCUACCUUUCAUGCUUUGAUUCUUGAGCCUGAAAUCACUACUUCGAGCUUUGAGAUCUGAAGAAAUGGAGCAAGAUAUGGAGAUUUACUUGGGAAAGAGAUGAUAUUUCUUCAAUAUUUUUCUGCUAUCUCUUCUGGUGUUUAGCUACUAAGCUCUUACAACAGAGGCUGAGACUUGAGAGGUACUGGUGGUCUCUUCUUAACUGUACUUGGUUAGUUAAAAAUCCUUUCUCUGACAACCCUGCCAACUGGACAAGGAAAAUCAAUCCCAGCCAUGAUGAGCAACCUCAAGCUAGGGGUGGAGCUGGUGAGUGCGUCCAAUCUCAUGCCUAAAGACGGUGAGGGUUCAGCCAGUUCUUUUGUGGAGUUCCUCUUUGAUGGCCAGAAGUUCCGCAGCAGUGUGAAGGAAAAAGAUCUGAACCCUUAUUGGAAUGAGAGCUUUUAUUUCAACAUCACUGACCCAACCAACCUCCAGAACCUUACACUUGAUGCCAAUGUCUACAACAACAACAAAGCCACCCAUGCAAAGUCAUUUCUGGGGAGGGUCCGUCUAUAUGGGACUUCAUUUGUUCCCUACUCUGAUGCUGUUGUCUUACACUACCCUUUAGAAAAGCGUGGCAUGUUCUCACGUGUAAAAGGAGAGCUUGGCUUGAAAGUCUAUGUCACUGAUGACCCUUCAAUAAAAUCCUCAAAUCCACUUCCUGUAUUUGAAUCCUUACCAAACUCUGACUCCCGUUCAUCCCAACCACAAGUGCAACAAGAAGCUCCAAAUCCAGUCCCAAACCUGUUUUCUAAUGACAAAUCUGGGACAAGACACACCUUCCAUCAUCUACCUAAAGAGAACAACCACCAGCAACAACUUCCUACUGCACAUGUGUCCCAACAACAGAUGCUUUAUCAUUCUGAUGAGAUGAAACCUGAGCCACAACAGCCAAAAAUUGUUCGCAUGUACUCAUCUUCAUCAUCCCAACCAGCUGACUAUGCGUUGAAAGAGACUAGCCCAUUCCUUGGAGGGGGACAGAUUGUUGGUGGCCGUGUUAUACGUGCAGAAAAACCUGCCAGCACUUAUGACCUAGUUGAACAGAUGCAGUUCCUCUUUGUUCGAGUUGUGAAGGCCCGUGACCUUCCUACCAUGGACAUUUCAGGCAGUCUUGACCCGUAUGUGGAGGUUAGGGUUGGGAACUACAAGGGAAUCACGAAGCACUUUGAGAAAAACAGAAACCCUGAAUGGAACCAGGUGUUUGCCUUUUCAAGGGACCGAAUGCAAGCAUCAGUUUUAGAAGUUGUGAUGAAAGACAAGGAUUUGGUCAAGGAUGACUUUGUUGGCAUUGUUAGAUUCGACCUCAAUGAGUUGCCGACCCGGGUUCCACCAGAUAGUCCACUGGCUCCAGAGUGGUACCGGCUGGAGGACAAGAAAGGGGACAAGACAAGAGGUGAGCUGAUGCUUGCUGUGUGGAUAGGUACUCAAGCCGAUGAGGCAUUUCCUGAUGCAUGGCAUUCUGAUGCUGCAUCCCCUGUUGAGAGCUUUGCUGCUGCUUCGUCACUCUUACGCUCUAAGGUCUACCAUGCACCAAGGUUGUGGUAUUUACGUGUCAACGUCAUUGAGGCACAGGAUUUGGUUCCAACUGAGAAGAAUCGUUUCCCUGAAGUGUAUGUCAGGGUACAGAUUGGACACCAGGUGUUGAAGACAAAGACUGUUCAGGCCCGGACAAUGAGCCUGCUCUGGAAUGAGGAUCUGUUGUUUGUUGCUGCAGAGCCCUUUGAGGAACAUCUGAUUCUUACAGUUGAAGAUCGUGUUGGAUCCGGCAAAGAUGAGACCAUGGGGAGGGUCAUCAUACCCUUGAAUUCUGUUGAGAAGCGCGCUGAUGACCGAUUGAUCCAUACUCGUUGGUUCAACCUUGAAAAGCCAGUUGCUGUAGAUGUGGAUCAGUUGAAGAAGGAGAAGUUUUCCAGCCGACUUCACCUCCGAGUGUGUCUUGAUGGUGGUUACCAUGUUCUUGAUGAGUCAACUCACUACAGCAGUGACCUUCGGCCCACUGCAAAGCAACUAUGGAAGCAUUCAAUUGGUGUUCUGGAACUUGGUAUUCUCAAAGCAGAGGGGAUCCACCCAAUGAAAACAUUGGAUGGGAGGGGUACAUCAGAUACAUAUUGUGUGGCGAAGUAUGGUCACAAAUGGGUGCGUUCACGUACCAUCAUGAACAACCUAAGUCCGAAGUACAAUGAGCAAUACACCUGGGAGGUUUAUGAUCCAGCUACGGUUCUUACUGUAGGUGUAUUUGACAAUGCCCAGCUAGGGGAAAAAGGUUCAAAUGGUCACAGGGACAUGAAGAUUGGGAAGGUAAGGAUACGUAUCUCAACGCUUGAGACUGGCCGUGUUUACACGCAUGCUUACCCAUUGCUAGUCUUACAUCCUUCUGGUGUUAAGAAGAUGGGAGAGCUGCAUUUGGCUGUACGGUUUUCAUGCACAUCAUUGAUGAACAUGCUACACAUAUACUCACGCCCAUUGUUGCCAAAGAUGCACUACAUAAGGCCGUUGACAGUGAUACAGCUCGACAUGUUGCGUCACCAGGCUGUGACCAUCGUGGCAGCACGGCUAAGCAGGUCAGAGCCCCCUCUACGGAAGGAGGUGGUUGAGUACAUGUCUGAUGUGGAUUCACACCUCUGGAGCAUGCGGCGCAGCAAGGCUAACUUCUUCCGGCUAAUGUCAGUAUUCUCGGGUUUGUUUGCAGUUGGUAAAUGGUUUGGGGAUGUGUGCUUCUGGAAGAACCCUAUAACAACAGUGCUUGUGCAUGUUCUCUUUGUGAUGCUCGUAUGCUUCCCUGAGUUGAUACUUCCGACAGUGUUCCUAUACAUGUUCCUGAUAGGAAUAUGGAACUACCGGUAUCGGCCACGCUAUCCCCCACACAUGAAUACGAAGAUCUCUCAUGCAGAGGCAGUGCACCCUGAUGAGCUUGAUGAAGAAUUUGACACUUUCCCAACAUCCCGCGGUGCAGAACUCGUGCGAAUGAGGUAUGAUAGGCUGAGAAGUGUGGCAGGGAGGAUACAGACCGUGGUUGGAGAUGUUGCAACACAAGGGGAGCGGAUGCAAGCCCUACUGAGUUGGCGGGAUCCUCGUGCCACUGCACUCUUUGUGAUAUUCUGUCUCAUUGCUGCACUAUUGUUGUAUGUGACGCCUUUCCAGGUGGUGGCUGUUAUUGCAGGCUUCUACUUGAUGAGGCACCCAAGGUUCCGUCAUAGGUUGCCGGGAGUGCCAGUCAAUUUCUUCCGUCGGCUGCCUGCCAGAACAGAUAGUAUGUUGUAAAUUGGUGGAUCUGUAUUUCUCGGUGAGAUUUCCAGAUUCUGCAUUUGUGGAUCUUGCUUCUCCCUGUUUUCUUUUUUGUUGUAUGUUGUAAGGUGGUUUAGAUUCCGCUGGUACCAUAGCAUGCAGGAAUGAAUAAUAGUAGCAAUAGUAGUUUGUGUUUU